Messenger RNA from Triticum urartu, 2093 nucleotides. Its product is annotated as F-box protein At5g49610-like. Gene Ontology annotation, molecular function: protein binding. The record is from RefSeq and is a predicted model, not a curated record. Lineage: Eukaryota; Viridiplantae; Streptophyta; Magnoliopsida; Poales; Poaceae.
GGUGAGGAACUAAGACAAAUGGUGACACGAGUGGGACACCAUGUUGAAAUAGAAGACGUUGAAUUGUGGGGGUCUUGAGCCGUAUUUAUCGGGCCCGUUGCAACGCACGGGCAUGUUUACUACUCCCUCCGUUCCUAAAUACUUGUCUUUCUAGGCAUUUCAACAAGUGACUACAUACGGAGCAAAAUGAGUGAAUCUACACUUUAAAAUAUGUCUACAUACAUCCGUAUGUAGUAGUCAUUUGAAAUGUCUAGAAAGACAAAUAUUUAGAAACGGAGGGAGUAGUAUAGAAAAAGGGAGAUAAAGGAAGACCUACCCAGUCCCCCGCCGUCACCCAUCACCACCACUCCACCACUCCUUUCUUUCGAAGCUUACUGCACCACUCCUUUUUGCUUUGCUCCGGGACAGAUCGAGCGAGAUCCAGGAUGAACUCCCGGCCAGCGACCAUGGCGGAGGCCGCACCGCCUCCUCUCCUCGGCGGCCUCCCUGACGAAAUCGCCAUCUGGGAGAUCCUCGUCCGCCUGCCCCCCAAAGACCUCCUCCGCUGCCGUGCCGUCUGCCGUGCCUGGCGCUGCACCACCUCCACCCGCGACUUCCUCCUCGCCCACCACGCCCGCCAGCCCUCCCUCCCUCUCUCCUACGUCAAAAAUUACGGCGGCGACCUUUUCACCCUAGACAUCAUCUCCUUCGACCACCAGGGAGGGGCCGCCACCCCCCAGACCGUCGCGCGACUUCGCCGCCAUAUCUUAAUUCCGAGGGUCUCCUGCGACGGCUUAAUCGUCUUCUGGAUAGAAUGCAAAGCUGGUCAACAACUAUUCAUCUGCAACCCGGCGACUCGUCAGUAUGGUUGCCUCCCGAUGCUUUUUGGCGGUCCCCUAUCCGCCGUGGGGAUGCCUUUUGGCGCUCCCCGACCCGUGGCCGUGGGGAUGUACUCACACAGCCCAACCGGCGAGUACCGACUAGUAUUGCUGCAGAAAGCUGAAGCACCAGAUGGCUCCUCCCUCGUCUACACAUACGCUUUAGGCUCCAGCCAGCCGCCGUGGCACCUACACAUCGAAGGCCCCAAUUUGAACGAACUGGUAUUCUCGCGCGGACCUUUCCUGUUCCGUGGUAGCCUGCAUUGGUGCAUAAGCAACAUGAUAAUUGUGUUCGACACCGUCGCUGAGUCGUUCCGGCAGAUGCGCACUCCAGUUGUUCCUAAUUUGUCUGAUCUGUUUGAGAUGGAUGGAAUGCUCGGCAUGUCCAGUUUUGAUGAUUACAAUGAUGACGAGCCAAUUGUUGAUAUCUGGAUGAUGCAGGACUACGAGCACGAGGUCUGGGCUUUUAAAUACCGGGUUGAAAUACCGUAUGCGGAGCUCACCUUGCAGUUUGGAUUGUUUUACCCGCGUGAUUGUGUGGUGUUUACUUCUUGGGUUGGCGAUGUGGUAGUGCUGGUCCCGUUUGGCCGCUGGCUACUUCAGCUUGACGUGGGUGGCAAGCUGGUUGCCAGUUUCGAGGACAGCGGUGGACUCAUUGGUCAGCCAUAUCAGCUCAAGCAAACUCUUGUUCAGCAUACCUUCUUUCCUACACUAGAGGGUUAUGUUGUCAAUGGUUCGCCUUUCAUCUGAAGAGAAGAUUAUGUUGUGAACACGUAGCCUUUCAUCCGAGGGCUGUUGACUCUGGUGGUGCUGUCGUAUGUAUUAACCGGGUCCACUGUGAGCCCACUACCUGCUUUGCUAAUAUAUUAAAAAUAAUGAUGAAGAAGCUUGGAUUAUGUUAUGGCCAGCUUAGUUUAUAUCUGGAAGAGGCCCACCGGGCAGUAGUUAGGGGGCUUGGCCCACAAGUUAUCUUAGGUUAAUUAUUAUGCAAGUUAUCUAGGUUAUAAAUAUAGGCUGUAAGACUCUUUCGGAAUCAAGCAAUAAGAAGAAUAUUAUCUUCUAUUGCCCGGCUCCCUGAGGAGCCGGAAACCCUAGCCACCAACAGCCCUAACCGCCGCCGCCCUUCUCCUAGCUCGCGACGGCGCCCUGCCGCCGGCGCGCCCGUUCCUCGCCACGCCCUCCUCCAUCCUUCCCUUACCACCUACGGCCUAGACCUGGUAGAGUACUUGAUUCUAC